AUAUAGCGAUCUAUUGCGCGGGCGUUUCGAGACGGUGACGCUCUAAUCUCUAUAUAACUCCCCUACCUGCUCUAGCGGGGAUUUCAAAAAGGGACGACCCGUGACAUUAAGUAGAGACGAAAUUCACAUUCACGACCGCCAUCGUUAAGGAAUGAGGGAAACAGGGAGGACAAGAAUGAGAAAGAGCGAGAGGGAGAAAUGUAGAGGCGAAGGCGAGAGCGUGGCUUGUUGGGUUUCGUGGUGGGUGGCCGGCGUUCGGUGAAGACGUUCGCGUGUGGGGUCCUGCUACUUUACUUCGGCGUUCGACGAAGUUUUUGUGAUAUCUUCAGCAGGAUGUGAUACUCCAAUAGCCCUGGCCACGCCGACCUAGGAAUCUUGUUUAGAAAUAUGAGGAGAGAGAUAAAAGGAGACUUUCUGCGAGUGAAUUAUCGUAGAAUGAAGAUGAUACUACUUUUUUACUUAGCUGUCUUAGUGCCUUCAUCUAGAUUAGAAUUAAAUAAUAGUUUUGAAACGCAUAGACUAGAUAAUACAUCCUGGAGUGAUUAUCAUAAUAUUCGUCAUAAAAGAUAUUUUACUGACAGAUUUGGAAAUGAUGAAUAUCCAGCAGAUCCAGCUAAUUGCACAAGACCUGCAAAAUGUAUACCAUUGGAAAAUGCAACUUGCUUUGGAACAAAACUCCCAUAUGACACAACAACUUUGGACCUUAUUCCAGAGUAUAGUACACAAACUAUGAUUAAGGAAAGAUUAUAUGUAUUACAAGGUCUAAAACAUAUUCCUAAGUGCUGGGCAGUUGUACAACCUUUUCUUUGCUCUCUAUUUAUGCCUAAAUGUGUUAAUGGUACAGUGAAUUUACCAUCUCAUGAGAUGUGUCGUGUGGUUUCUGGUCCAUGCAAAGUUAUUUUUAAUAGCACUAUAUGGCCAAAAUUUAUAAAGUGUGAUGAUACAAAACUGUUCCCCCAUUUAUGUAUGAACGAAGCAAGAGAAUUGAAAUUUAACACAACAUCAAAGUGCCUUUCACCAUUAGUGCCUACUGAUAAUGCUCUUGCUAUAUUUGAAGGAGUUGAAGGAUGUGGAACUCCAUGUAAUGACCCUCUUUAUACACAUGACGAGCAAAAACAAAUACAGUCAUUUAUUGCUUGGGCUGCUAGUAUUUGCAUUUCUUUUAAUGCAUUCACUGUGAUAACGUUUAUAAUUGACUGGAGGAGUGCCAAUAAAUAUCCAGCAUUAGUGAUAUUUUACAUAAAUUGUUGUUUCAUGAUAUCUUGUAUUGGAUGGCUUGCACAGUUUACAUUUAAUACAAAAGAAAACAUUGUUUGCAAAAAAGACAAUACGCUAAGGAUGAGCGAACCAAGUGGUGAUUUAUCCUGUGUAGUAAUAUUUAUAUUAGUAUAUUAUUCAUUAAUGGCAGCUAUGGUUUGGUUUGUCAUUCUAACUUAUACAUGGCAUAUGAGUUUUCAAGCUCUUGGAAAAAUUCAAGAUAGAAUUGAUAAAAAAAGUGCAUAUUUUCAUCUAUUAGCUUGGUGUUUGCCACUGAUGUUAACAGUGACAAUAAUGGCAUUGGGUGAAAUUGAUGGAAAUAGCAUGAUAGGAAUUUGUUUUGUUGGAUACAAUAACCAUAUUGUCAGAGCUUGGUUUGUACUUGGACCUGUUUUAACCUUUGUACUUAUUGGAGGAUACUUUUUAUUCAGAGGAUUAAUAACUUUAAUUCGCUUAAAAAUUAGCAGCCAAGAAAUUAUAUCUGAAAAAGCAAGUUCAAAGAUACGAGAAACUAUUGUUAGAGUGGGUUUAUUUUCUACAUUUACAUUUGCAGCUGUUAUUUCAACAUUUUAUUGCCAUUUAUAUGACUUUGAACAUUCAGAAGAAUGGAAACAAAGCUUCAGAGAGUUUAUACUCUGUUCCAUAACAUCGAAAUAUGCAGAAGUUUCAGAAUGUAAAAUAAAAUCAAGACCUAGCAUAGCAAAAUUACAACUCCAUUUACUGACUCCAUUUUUUACUGGUAUCUUGAUGUCUUCUUGGGUCUGGACAGGAUCAACCAUUGAUACAUGGAUGAGAUUUUUGAGGAGAAUUUGCAACCGUGAAACUGAAGAGCCAGUCAAGUUAAAAAAACACAAAGUUAUAGCUCAAGCAUUUGCAAAGAGAAAAAUGUUUAAUGAUGCUGGUCGUCUAUCUAUUACCUUCCAUAAUACUCAUGAAGAUCCCGUAGGUUUAAAUUUUGACCUUAACUCUGUAGCCUCUCAGGAUUUUAGUUCGACAUGGGCUGCAGCAUUGCCAAAACUGGUUACAAGAAGAGGGGCGUUAGUUAACAACUCAAUAUCAAGUAAUCGUAGAAAUUCGACAGAUUCACAAUAUAGUUUUAGUUUACGCCGUGUGUCUGUUGAAUCUAGAAGAAAUUCUUGUGAUUCUCAAUUUGCUUUAUCUAUAAGUGAAAUGAAAGCCGAGCUAAAGACACAUAAGAGUAGUCACAAACGAAGGAAAAAAUUAUCAGAAAGAACUAGAAAAAGGUCUGAUUCUUACAGAAGAGGAAGACGAGAUUUUGAGAAAUCGAGAUCAAGUAAAGUCAUAGCUUAUAGAAGAGGCAGUACAACAUCACAGGAAAGUCAACUCGGUGUACAAAUUCUUUCUGCUUUAUCAAUUGGAGCUGCUUCAAAUAAUGUGCCAUUGCAAGUACCAAAUAUGAAGAGACGUCCAGGUUUGCCUGAAGGAGCUUUAGCUCUAAAAGACGCUGAAAAACUUUUACCAUUUUUAUUUCCGAGGUCGAGUGAGACUGAUGAAAAUAUGAGUAGUGAUGAAAAGAAAAAUGCAAUAACAGAUAAAGAUAGAGAUGUAGAAGUUGCACAUAGGGAUAAUAAUAAUCAAGAUAGCGACAAUGAAGAUAGUCAACCUGAGGAAGAUGCAAGAAUGUUAGAAACAAUAGAGAUGCAUGAAAGGAGUAGAAGUAAAGUCAGCAAUAAAAGCUCUAAGAGUUCUAAAAGCUAUAAUCGAAGUUAUGACAAAAGAAUAUCUGCCGAAUGCCAAACAAAAUAUUUCUUAGAAGAUGAAGCAGCUUCAAAGCAUUUACUUCAUGAAUCAAAAGAUACGAAAGUGAAGGAUAAUGUUGAAGAAAUAAAUGGCAAAAAACCAAUUAAAAGUAAUUCAGGUUCAACCAAUUCAUCUUUUAACCCAGAAUCAAACAAAUCUACACAGUUUGAUGGACAAUCACAUGCAAGAGAAAUUGCCACACAAACUCUUCCACUUGAAAUGUUGGAAAUUUUAUCUUUGUAACGAAAUUUUAUAAACUAUCUACAUUUUGUAUUUUGAUACCAAAUGAAUGAUUGAUAUAACAAUAUGAAGUGAAAUAAGAGCCAACGUUAGAAUGAGUACAAUAUUUUUAUAUCUUAAGCAUAUAAUUUUUGAAUAUA
Phymastichus coffea is the source of this 3398-nucleotide messenger RNA. It is a transcript of the gene smo, whose product is annotated as protein smoothened-like. Gene Ontology annotation, molecular function: transmembrane signaling receptor activity; patched binding. The record is from RefSeq and is a predicted model, not a curated record. The coding region runs from base 388 to 3261 and encodes 957 amino acids. Lineage: Eukaryota; Metazoa; Arthropoda; Insecta; Hymenoptera; Eulophidae. Gene Ontology annotation, biological process: smoothened signaling pathway; positive regulation of smoothened signaling pathway; commissural neuron axon guidance. The transcript has 8 exons. Gene Ontology annotation, cellular component: plasma membrane; cilium; dendrite.